Messenger RNA from Mercenaria mercenaria, 6491 nucleotides. Its product is annotated as homeodomain-interacting protein kinase 2-like. Bases 321 to 3908 code for a protein of 1195 amino acids. The record is from RefSeq and is a predicted model, not a curated record. Gene Ontology annotation, molecular function: ATP binding; protein tyrosine kinase activity; protein serine/threonine kinase activity. Gene Ontology annotation, cellular component: nucleus; cytoplasm. The transcript is spliced from 14 exons. Lineage: Eukaryota; Metazoa; Mollusca; Bivalvia; Venerida; Veneridae. Gene Ontology annotation, biological process: peptidyl-threonine phosphorylation; peptidyl-serine phosphorylation.
UUGAAUGGGGAAGAGUGAUACAUUAGGAGUGAUAAUAAAAUAAUGGCUCUGGAAGCCUUAUUUCGUGAUUGAAACAAGAAAACAUAGUGAGUUUCUAACAAAUGAUAAGAAAGGUGACAUACAAAGUUUAACCAGUGAAAAGAUCUACCAAGAAUUACCUCAAAAUUGCCACAAAACGUAACCAUAUUUUACCAAAACAAUGCUUGGAUUUUCACGAGUUUUGGUAAACAAAAAUCUGGUAUCGCGUGAUGUUUGAGGUUUGACAAGCUGUUGGAUAAGAACGCCGACAGGUCAAAACGGUUGUUAGACUGGCCAGAUCAAUGCAAGAGGAGCUCUAUCUAGCGUCUAAAUUAAGCGCAUUUAGUAACUUUAAAAAGGUGAAACUUGAACCCACAAGUGACUAUGUAGUCAACCAACGACGCUCGAGCCCAUCCAUCUUUACAGACGGACAGAAAAAUACAUACAUCUUCCCUCAGGCCCGUAAUGAGUCGGGGGAAUAUCAUAAACACACACUUAACGCCAAUUACUUGUCAGCAUCAAACCUCAACCUCUUGUUGGAUAACGCAGCAAACUCUUCCAACGUGGCUAGUGUAUAUAAAAGGUGUGGCAUUAAACGAAAACGAGGUGAUAUAAACAAUCUAGAUCUACAGAUGCAGUUAACACUUACGGAAGCGACUGCGAUCUCUAGCGAUGAUGACAACGGAAAUACUACGACCACCACUUCCAAAACCACGAGUUCCUCAAACAAUGAGGGUGACUAUACCCUCGUUCAGCAUGAGGUCUUGUAUUCGAUGACUAAUUCGUAUGAAGUUUUGGAGUUUCUUGGACGCGGGACGUUCGGGCAAGUUGUCAAAUGUUGGAAGAAGGGAACCAAUGAAAUCGUAGCAAUAAAAAUUUUGAAAAAUCAUCCUUCAUAUGCACGUCAAGGUCAAAUUGAAGUUAAUAUUUUGUCACGAUUAAGUCAAGAGAAUGCAGAUGAGUUCAAUUUUGUGCGAGCACAUGAGUGCUUUCAGCAUAAAAGUCACACGUGCCUGGUGUUUGAAAUGCUGGAACAGAAUUUGUAUGAUUUCUUGAAACAUAACAAGUUCCAACCAUUACCAUUAAAAUAUAUCCGUCCCAUAACGCAACAAGUGCUAACAGCUUUAUUGAAGUUAAAAAAUUUAGGAUUAAUUCAUGCGGAUCUUAAACCAGAGAACAUUAUGUUGGUUGAUCCAGUACGGUUUCCGUACAGGGUCAAGGUUAUUGACUUUGGAUCAGCAAGCCAUGUCUCAAAAGCUGUUUGUUCAACAUAUCUACAGUCAAGAUAUUAUAGGGCACCAGAGAUUCUGCUUGGUCUGCCAUUCUGUGAAUCGAUAGACAUGUGGUCACUAGGAUGUGUAAUAGCGGAACUGUUCCUAGGUUGGCCUCUCUACCCGGGGUCAUCAGAGUAUGAUCAGAUUCGGUACAUUUCACAGACUCAGGGUCUGCCUGCAGAACACAUGCUGAGCAAUGCCACAAAAACUACACGGUUCUUUAUUCGAGAAAAUACAGAUAGCAACUACCCAUUUUGGCGAUUGAAGACACCUGAAGAACAUGAGUUAGAGACAAAAAUCAAAUCAAAAGAAGCUAGAAAGUACAUUUUCAACUGUAUUGAUGACAUGGCACAGAUCAAUGUACCAACAGAUCUGGAAGGAAGUGAGCUGCUGGCUGAACAAGUUGACAGACGGGAGUUUAUCGACCUUCUCAAGAGAAUGUUGACCUUAGAUCAAGAGAGACGUAUCAAACCUGGCGAGGCCUUGAACCAUCACUUCAUACGAAUGGCCCAUCUUGUUGACUAUGCUCACUGUGGAAUAGUGAAACAGAAUGUUCAGGCUAUGGAAGUGUGUCGACGACCAAUCAAAUCUCUGUAUGAUGUGAACCAGAACACCGGUUCCCUAGUACCAAACUUUGUUCCAGUGUCAACCAACAACCUGACUGUGACGUUCAAUAACCAAAUGAAUGCUUUGCACUCACAGAAUGGUCAUACAACUGGUACAGAGAUUCAGUACCUGCCGUACCCUAUGUCUCGAACAUAUCUACCAUACCAGAGUCAACAUUUGAACCAGGCUUUACCAACACAACGGGGAAGUACUCAGUUCAGUCGGACAGAUCCAUUCACACAAUCAUUAUGCGUGUCUUCAAUAGUAGUACCAGGCUUGCAAGGUUUGAACUCUCCUACAAGGUAUAAUCCUGUUCCCAUGGUAACACAGGCUGGCCCCACCCUACAAAUACAGCCACAGCUAAUCACACAGAGUGCACCAAUGAGUGGUUGGCCGGCAACACAACAAGUAUUGGUUGGACCAUUUCAGCAGAUACCAGGUCUUACAGCGGCAGCUGCUGCAGCUUCUAACCAGCGACCUGUGACCCAGCAGAUCCUACCAGAGAACCUUGCUCACCAACAAAUGUUGUCAGACAAUUGGAGACAGUCUAUCGUCCUGGACGGUUUUGAUCAGACCUCACUAGCACAACUGGGUGCACAGCAACAAGCCUGGAACCUUGGUAUGGUACCAUUUGGUCUGACCUCAAAUAGACAUGGGUCUUCACAGUCCAGUAAGAGACAGCCAAAACAGAGAGUUACUAAGGAGCAGGCCUCCACGCAGCUCUCACCGGUGAAGAAACGUGUCAAAGAAAAUACACCUCCUCAGAGUAACCAUGGAAACCACAAUACUAGAGCACCUGUCAUGCAGGCAGAAACACUGGUACCUGCAACAUGGGCAGAAACUCUACCAACAGUGAAGUAUACAGGUUCCCGUCGGGAACAUAGACAGACGAUCGUGAUUGCUGACUCACCAAGCCCAUCUGUCAGCGUGAUUACAAUAAGUUCCGAUAGUGAAGAAGAUGAGGACAGUAAAGUUAUACGAAGACAACAAAGAGAAAAACAAGCUGCUCAGCAGUUUAUAACAGAUCCAGCUGUGCUUGAAAGUGCAUUAGGAGAUAGUUUCGGCACGCCAGUGAGCAGAAAGAAUGUAAUAAACCAUGUGUCAGCUGAAAAUUUGAGCUCAAAACAGGUGAUGCUCACACCAAUCAAACAUGAAGAUGUUGAGAGUAAUGUGUUAAAUGAUGCUUACUUGUUUGGUAGUCAGCUUGGUGUCACAGUAGAUGAGACCACGGCACUUAUUCCGCCAAAUUUACGUGUAAACUCUGUGCGGAAAGAGCCAAGACAAGCACAUUCAAACAAUGAUAAAGUUUCGAACCUGGUGUCUAAUUCAAAACACAACUCUCUUAUGAGUCAUACUAUGACAGAUAAAUAUAAGGAUAACAGUCCACGGCUUGAUAUGAGAUUGCCGCCGGAUCUGGAAAAGACAAUGUUAGCGGCUCAGGGGAAGCUGGCGUACGUGUCCCCAACUGUUAGACAGAGUAAUAAUCUAAACAGACAUACAUUUCACGGGUCUACAAGUCAGAGCCAGAAGCAGACGGGUGGAGCAGGAAGUUUGGGUUUCAUGGCAAGGCAGACAGGAGGUAGUAUGUCCCAGCUAUCACCAGCUCAGCCACAGCUUCAGCUAGGGCAGCCAACUGUGUUACUGAAUCCAGGAUCACAGGUGGACCUUCACAGGGACUACAGAAGGCGACAAGGAAGCCCCAUCCACCACUACCUAGUUCCUGCCCAUCAACAGCCUCAAGUUGGCAUCCCAGCAGGGCUUGGACAGUUCGGACCCUUCUCUCCUACAAUAGCUCCACCUCCAGCCCACCAGAGUCCACGGCAUGUUCAGUAUGCGGCUCAUCCAUUACCGGCACAUGUACAUCCAGUGCUUCAGACAACGUCCAUACCUGGGACCUAUCAUUCUCAGUUACCGCAGUACCCUACAUUAAGUACAGCUACAACGGGACUGUACACAUCAUACCAGAUGUCACCAACGAAAGCUCGACCAUAUCAGUACUUUGCUGGUUAAAGAAAACGUUUCCUUAAAAUGUUACUAACUUGCAUUUAUUUGCUAGUUUAUAACUGUCCUUGAAACAGCUUGGCGUUGCCAGAUACAACCGCUCAAAGGAAUCUCUAGCAAAAAUUCUGUAUGGUGAAGGAUCAUUUUCUUCUUGGUAUCGAUGAUCAAGGAAUUAAGACGGCAGAAAUUUGCUAUCAAAGGUUGACGAGACAGGUGUUCUGUCUAACACAAGUUUUCAAGCUAAUAGUGUUGUCUUAGUAUUGAUAUGUUUCCUGUAAACUGUACAUAUAUAGAGCUAAAAACAGAUUAUCACUGCCCAAUUUACGCACUUGAUGUAAAAACAUAAUAAAUUUGGCAAUACAUGCUUUUUAUUGGGUAUAGAGGUUUUAUUCAGCAUUGUAGUUUUAUUCUUAUUGCAUUUGUUGAGGUAAAUAGUUAAUGUAUUUUCUAUCAUUUGUGGAAAUGUAUUGGUUUGUGAGCAAGAAUUUGUGUACCGAUAUUUUACGUUGUGGCGUCUUUGGAAAAAUUACUACAGUAAAUGUGGGUUUAUCUGUGAUUUAUAUAGCCUUAACCUGUCUCAGAAUACUUGGAAUUUGAUUUUCAUGUGAGGGUAAACAUCUGAAAAAUAUGGUCAUUUGGACUUGAGAGUUAACUUAUGCGUCCAUAGUAAGUUAAACCCACCAAUUCAAGUGACAUUUACUUCUGAUGUCGUGGAUUGAGCAUUAAGUAAAAAGAGUUAUGUUAAGGAGUUUGUUUGAUUUUUCCUUAAAUUUUUGUUUGGUUGCCUUGAUUAGUUUUAGCUUGAUAACAUUAUACAGCUUUCUGAAUAUUUAAUCAAGAUUUUAGCUUGAACAUGCUUGUAGUGGUUUUAAUUUGGGUUUCUACAAUUAAUUUUUAUUGUAUGUUGAUUUUUUUUAUCAAAUAAUAGCGUUUUAGCUUCCUUUACGUUUUACUACAACAUUUAAUCUAAAUUUGUCACUUUUCCCAUAUCAGAAGGCACAAUAUAGUAUUUUAGCUUUCAUUUUAGUACUGGAUAUUUAAUCCAUUGCAUUUUUAUCGAUGUGAAUUUUUUUCACUUUGAAGGGAGUUAGUAAUGCCAGUUAAGUUAACAUUUUACUCUAUAUAUAUGUUUCAUGUUAUCUUGUAUUUAUAUAGGAAUAAAUUAACAUAUGUUUUUCUGUCAUCAUCUGGACACCAAUACCACUUAUCAUGUAUUGAAUGUUACGGUUAUUAGUUGGAGAUGUGCACAAUACGUGUUUGGUGUAAAUGAACUUUAAAUCCCACCGUGCGAAGAUGUGUUGAGAAAAUGGUUUAAAUGAACUUAAUAGAAAGCCUGUCAGUGCUUUAUAACCUAUCGUGCUCAUAUUUCUCACGGGUAACAUUUAUUGUAUUGAAAUUACUGAAAAAAAAAAUUUGUGACGUUAUAAAUGAAAUUGAAAUUUGUUGAAAAAAAUCUCCAUUCUACUUAAAAUUAUGUGAAGAAAGUGUCUUAGAUUUACAUGUACAAUUGUAGGAUGUUGUAGAUGUUACAGCUUUUGUGGAAUGGUACGUUUUGGUACUUUUGUAUGUAAGUACGUGAUAAGAAAAGUGAAGGCUGGCUUGUAUUUUUACUUGCCCUGAAUUUAAUAUAGUGGGAAUCACUAAUAUGUGUUCGUUAUGGAAACUGAUUUAUAUUGUACAUUGCAAAUCAGAGUUAGCAUAUUUUUGCAUAUUCAGUAAGCAUGUGUCUUUUUUCAAAUCAUAUUUAACUUUAUAAUUUUUAAAAACGAUGUAUAUAAUUCUAGUUCUGUCAUUAGGUCAAACUUGUGUACAUACGUAAAUAGCUUAAACUUUUAUCGAAGGCUAUUUUUAUACAUUUAUCAGUUGAAUCAUUACCAAUUAAAUUGUACAUAUGAUUAUACAAGAGGAAAAUGGGGUGCCAUUUUGUUUUAUUAUCACCACCUAUUAUUCUGUAUAUAUAGAAAUACGUGUAAAUGAUCACCUCUGAUUUACUUGUUUGUAUACCAAGUAUUAGCACAUUCUGCAUAUUUAUUAGAGCUUCAUAUUAAAAUAGUUUUGCCCCUAGAUUGUAUUGUGUGAUUUGACUUUUUUUUGUUUUUUUUUUUUAAAAAUAAGAGUCAUUUAUGGAAUUAGAAAUGAUUUAUGUAUUCCUGUGAGUUAUUUAAAUAUCUUUGAUUGAGUACACAGUGUCUAGUGAUUUUAAUGGAAAAGAAAUAUUGCUAUAUGGAAUGGUAAAGGUUUUAGGAAGUUUUCAUGUUAGAAAAAUGUUGACUUACUUGCAGAUUAUGGAUAAAAUACUUUGCAGAUCAUGGAUACAAUACUACCUUUUUAGUAGCAAUUUUAGUACAAGUCAGAAUGUUUUAAUCAUUAUUGUACGUAUUAAUUAUUUUGGGUUAAAAAUGGUAAAUUCAUUUAAAAGAAAUGAAGGAUGUUGUAAUUUUUCGUGAAAGAUUAAGUAACAGCUGUUUUAUUUUAGUAUUAGUUAAAGUUGAAUAAUCCCUAGUUAUUAGUGUAGCAGUGUAUUUUUAUAUCAGAUUGAUUGUAUUAUGUAAAUACUAGUGGCAUAAUUUUGAAUUAAGAAGGUGCAAUUUU